AUGGGAUGUCUCCACUACUAUUCACGUUUCAUCCCGAACUUUGCCAGGAAAGCUGAACGGCUUUGCGCUGCUCAAUCGACCGCAAAAUGGAAAUGGACGGCCAAGUGUGAACAAAUUAUGCGCAAAAUCAUCCAGAUGAUAACGAACCGGCUAGUACUUGCCUCGUUCUCUCCGAAGAAACAUCCAACUUUGAUCACUAACGCAUCAGAUUUUGGCAUUGGUGCCGUCCUCGAACAGGACGGAUGUCCGAUUGUCUGCAUCUCUCGUCUAUUGAACACGGCAGAACGAGGCUAUUCGCAGACGCGGAAAGAAGCAUUGGCUGUAUAUUAG
Messenger RNA from Echinostoma caproni, 330 nucleotides. The record is from the annotation of a GenBank genome assembly. Lineage: Eukaryota; Metazoa; Platyhelminthes; Trematoda; Plagiorchiida; Echinostomatidae.